Carassius gibelio (silver crucian carp) is the source of this 921-nucleotide messenger RNA. Its product is annotated as FUN14 domain-containing protein 1. The coding region runs from base 144 to 608 and encodes 154 amino acids. Lineage: Eukaryota; Metazoa; Chordata; Actinopteri; Cypriniformes; Cyprinidae. The transcript has 5 exons. The record is from RefSeq and is a predicted model, not a curated record. Gene Ontology annotation, cellular component: mitochondrial outer membrane. Gene Ontology annotation, biological process: autophagy of mitochondrion.
UCUGUGUUUGUGUGCGUUAUGGAUAUGAAAUCGCAGGAAUAUAUAACCGUCCUGUAUAAUGUUUUAAACAUUGACGUGGCUGUAGGCGGCGCGAGCGGCUGUCAACGUCACCCGACGUCGUGACGUCACACGCAGCACCCAAAAUGGCGGAACAACAAGAGAGCAGAGCACCGGACGUUGAAGAUGAGGCGAACGAGAUGCUGGAUCUGACCGCAUGUGUCCGGACGCAGCAGUGGUGGAGCACCGUGUUCGGACGCAGCUCUGGACCCAUCGCACACAAACACUCAGUGACCACACAGAUCCUGAUGGGUGGAGCGGCCGGCUGGUGUGUGGGGUAUCUGUUCCAGCGUGUGGGGAAGAUCACAGCUACGGCCGUCGGAGGAGGAUUUCUGCUGCUGCAGAUAGCCAAUCACAGCGGAUACGUCCAAGUCGACUGGAAGAAAGUGGAGAAAGAUGUUAACAAAGCAAAGAGACAUCUGAAGAAAAACACCAGUAAAGCUGCACCUGAGAUCAACACGUUCAUUGAGGAGGCCACUGAAUUUGUGAAGAAAAACAUAGUGGUUUCGAGUGGAUUCAUCGGUGGCUUCCUGCUUGGCCUCGCCUCUUGAGCUGAAACUGUGAAGACCGUCUUCCCAUCAUACACCUGAUGAUCGUCUGGCUUCUUCAAUCACAAAGUGUUUGAUGUGGAAGUGAAAGUGAUCUUGUUCUCUCCACCAAGAGUCAGUCUUAAACACCUGCUUCUGAAAACUCAAUCAGAUGGAAGAUAAUUAUUCUCUGCUAAUGCUGCAGGUUUUGUGAUCUUGUGUUUCGUAAUACAUUGGGAUUUUAUGUUAUUUACUUUCCAGCAGAUUUAUUUUUGUUCACUCGCUGUUUCUUUAUGGGAAAUGUUUACAUUGUAAAUAAAAAUCACUUCCGAUUCAA